Messenger RNA from Scophthalmus maximus (turbot), 2369 nucleotides. It is a transcript of the gene fbxl20, whose product is annotated as F-box and leucine-rich repeat protein 20. Lineage: Eukaryota; Metazoa; Chordata; Actinopteri; Pleuronectiformes; Scophthalmidae. Gene Ontology annotation, molecular function: protein binding. Gene Ontology annotation, biological process: SCF-dependent proteasomal ubiquitin-dependent protein catabolic process. Gene Ontology annotation, cellular component: SCF ubiquitin ligase complex. The record is from RefSeq and is a predicted model, not a curated record. Bases 315 to 1625 code for a protein of 436 amino acids. The transcript has 15 exons.
AGGAGGAGGAGGAGGAGGUGAGGACAAACCCGAGCACAAGGGGACUGGUUCAUUGGCUGGCUGCUGCCAGUAGCCCAUAGCCCAUAUCUUUUCCUUUUAUCCGAAAACAACAGCAGAGUUUUGUUAAUGUCUUUGAGUUGCCAGGUCGGAAAAUAAACCCCCCCAACCAGCAUUACUACGACUAAGCUACCGAGCGGACGGUAGCAUGAUAGUCGCGGAGGGCGCUCGGCACGAAGAGGGCCCGUAUCUGCAUCGUCCCGCUGCGCCGACGCCGAGUUCAUUGAGUCGGUGAGCCCCGCGACCAGCGUCCGAACAUGGGGAAGGAGGUGAACGGCGUGUCGCGGAGCCGCUUCGAGAUGUUCACAAACAGCGACGAGGCAGUCAUCAAUAAGAAGCUGCCCAAGGAGCUGUUGCUAAGAAUCUUCUCCUUUCUGGAUGUGGUAACACUCUGUCGCUGUGCCCAGGUCUCACGGUCCUGGAAUGUCUUGGCCUUGGAUGGCAGCAACUGGCAACGAAUUGACCUCUUUGACUUUCAGAGGGACAUUGAGGGCCGGGUGGUGGAGAACAUCUCGAAGCGAUGUGGGGGUUUUCUUAGGAAGCUCAGCCUGCGGGGGUGCCUGGGUGUGGGUGACAGUGCCCUGAGGACCUUCUCACAGAACUGCAGGAACAUUGAGCUGCUCAGUCUGAACGGCUGCACCAAGAUCACUGACAGCACGUGUAACAGCCUCAGUAAGUUCUGUCCAAAGCUGAAGCACCUGGAUCUCUCCUCCUGUACCUCAAUCACCAACCUGUCACUCAAAGCUCUCAGUGAGGGUUGUCCCCUGCUGGAGCAGCUCAACAUCUCUUGGUGUGAUCAGGUCACCAAGGAUGGAGUCCAGGCCCUGGUCCGCUCCUGCCCUGGAAUCAAGGGCCUUUUCCUCAAAGGCUGCACGCAGCUAGAAGACGAAGCUCUGAAGCAUAUCGGGGCUCACUGUCCGGAGCUGGUCACACUCAACUUGCAGACAUGUUCACAGAUCACAGACGAGGGCCUCAUCACAAUUUGCAGAGGUUGUCAUCGCCUGCAGUCUCUGUGUGUGUCGGGCUGUGCCAACAUCACAGACGCCAUCCUCCACGCCCUGGGACAGAACUGCCCCCGCCUCAGAAUAUUAGAAGUAGCCCGCUGCUCCCAGCUUACAGAUGUGGGUUUUACUACAUUAGCAAGGAAUUGUCACGAGCUUGAGAAAAUGGAUUUGGAAGAAUGUGUGCAGAUCACAGAUGGGACGCUCAUCCAGCUGUCGAUCCACUGUCCUCGUCUGCAAGUCCUAAGUCUGUCUCACUGUGAGCUGAUCACCGACGAUGGCAUCAGACACCUCGGCAGCGGCCCCUGCGCUCACGACCGUCUGGAGGUGAUCGAGCUGGACAACUGCCCCCUGAUCACGGACGCCUCGCUGGAGCACCUGAAGAACUGCCACAGUCUGGACCGCAUCGAGCUGUACGACUGCCAGCAGAUCACCCGCGCUGGUAUCAAGAGACUAAGGACCCAUCUGCCUAACAUCAAAGUGCACGCGUACUUCGCUCCCGUCACUCCGCCGCCCUCCGUCGGGGGAAGCCGCCAGAGGUUCUGCCGCUGCUGCGUCCUGCUAUGAUGUAAAGACAACGACCCCCCCCUCCCUUCCCCGUCCCAGUGUCACGCUCCUCGCAGCCCGUCACUUGACCCCUGACCUGCUGUCCACCCCCCCGCCCCCCGUCACAGAGUACAUGCUGGUGUGUCCCCCCUUUUUGGAGCUGCAGAGAGAGGGAGGGAGCCACAACAACGCAACCGGGUCUUGGGUAACUUUUCCCCCAAAAACAUUCCCAAACCCUCCCCGUCACACCUACACACACACACACACACACACACACACACACACACACAGCCUUUUACACAAGCCGAUAAGCAGACACACCUGUACACCCGCAGAUAAACUCUGAGAAGAAUGUCAGAACAUUCCCUGGGCUGUGUUCAAUGGACAAACCAGUAUUACAGAGAGGGUUGUGUAAAAGAAAUCGCCACCAUCACCGUGUGAUCGCCAUCGUUAAGGAUUUAACUCUUCAUACAAAAGAGUCACUCGACGAGAUCUUCACGUCAAAAACAACGGUCCCUGUAUUCACGAGCAGCCAGACUUACUUCAAUUACUUUAGCACUUUGAGACAAAUUGCAGUGACAGCUUUUAAAACGAGACCAUUAAAUAGGCUGAAAUAUCCCACUUAACCUCUCACACACACACACACACACACACACCCUUCCACUGGUGUGUUCAAGGUCACUCUACCGCUACCUCUAGACGGGAACUGCACUUGAGUGAUACCAGGCUGUUCAUUUACAAAAAAAGAGGCAGCCCCCCCCCCCC